Molecule: messenger RNA, 4201 nt
Organism: Silurus meridionalis
Lineage: Eukaryota; Metazoa; Chordata; Actinopteri; Siluriformes; Siluridae
Gene: pprc1
Product: PPARG related coactivator 1
Exons: 14
Coding region: 107-3820 (1237 amino acids)
Biological process (GO): positive regulation of transcription by RNA polymerase II
Cellular component (GO): nucleus
Molecular function (GO): RNA binding; transcription factor binding
Source: RefSeq, a predicted model, not a curated record
GUCACUCGAGUGAGUGGUUUUGCCGGGAACAGCAUCACCACGUGUGUCCUGGCCGGCGGCGUGAGCCACAGCGAUCUGAUUCACUUUUUCAGAGUGCAGUUGCAAGAUGGCGGCCCGCUGGGGAACCGGUGAGGAGAUGUUAACAGCUUGUAAUAUAGAGUAUUUCUCACCAACGACUAUUGACGAGUCAGAGAUACUACAUGAAGGUUUGUGUGUUCUGCAAAACAGUGGUCUGGAUACUGAAGAUGCACUUGAAGCUCUGGGUGGAUGUUUGGAUCCAUCUAUUCUAUCAAUCUUUGAAGAGUCUGCAAAUGGAGAGGUUAAAAGUGGUGUUGAUGAAGAAAGUGAGGCUACAUUGCUCACAGCUCUCACUGAAAUACUUGACAAUGUAGAUGAUGAAAACUUGUCUCCCUUUGAUACUCUACCUGACAUGGACCUUUUGCAAGGGCAGAAAGGCCAUGAGCACUCACCUCUAAGAAAAUUUCUGAGCCUCUCAUGCACUCCACCAGAGAGAAUGUCUAUGUGUAACUCAAGGCAAUUUGCUGGGAAGAGAUUUGAUGGUGGAGAGGAUGCUGCUGCUGCUAGUUUUUCUGAACUUAUACAGGAUUUGGAUGUAUCGUCAGAAUUGGAUUGGUGCCUUCCCAUAUCACUGGAGCAGGAUGGGGAGACUGUGUCUGUUACUCUCAGUGAUUUGGUCAAGCACAUGCACCCGUAUGCUAUGACAUUAUGUGUAGAAGGAGAAGAGCAGCUCCUGCCUGAAGAAGGAAUCAUUUUGGAGGUGAUGGACAAAGGAGAACAUGGAGAACCCAUUCUUUCUAUUCCAGAUCUAAGCUUUCCUUUAUCUUUGGAUGGUGUAGAAGAUGAGCAGAAUGUUCCAGAACACAGCAUUGAUAAGGCUAUGCUGAAACCUGAAGACCCACCAUCGGAGUUGACAAUCUCAAAAAUUUCAACAAUCAAGGACAACAAAGUGGAGAAUGUGAACGUUAAACAGCCCAAAAAAGAGUCGCCUGAAAAAGGGGUCUUGAAAAGGAAAAAGAAACGAAAACCCGAAGAACCAAAACUUGCCGAAGGAAGAGUAUUAAGAAGCAUGUCCUCAAAUAAGAUAGUUGAGGAACCCAGUAAGGAAGUGGAACAACAAAAGAGGAAGAAAAAGGUCACAUUUGCACCUGCUCUUACUGUAGAUAAAAAUGAGAUGUGUCAAGAUAAAUCUUCAUUGGUGAAGACAACUGAGGUACAUGUGCCUGAGGAAAUACCUUCCUCUACCACAGUCCCCACAGCAAAUUCUGUAUCUAAUCAAGUCUGUACAGAUGUAAUUAAAUCAAACCACUUGACUGUCCCUGAGGAAGAAGUCACACCUAGUGAACCCAAGCAAAAAUCACUUAGUUUACAACAGUAUCGCCUUCUUCGCCAGCAGAAGAAACCAACUCCUCUGGAGAAGGUGGGUGACAACAGCACUAAAUGGCCUACAUUACCGGAAACACCCAAGGAACUUCCUCCAAUCCCCUGUUUGCCUGACCCUAACCUUAAGGACCCACGUCGUUCAUCUUCCACUCCUGUAAAAAAAGAGAUUGUCCCGGAAAUCAUGCCUGCCUGGCAUCCAAGAGGACCCGGAGCACCACCAACUCCUCAGGCUUUGCUGGUUCCACCAGCAUCGAUGUUGGGUGCCUCUAAAAAACCUGUGUCCUGUAAGUCAGGUUCUCCAGAUCCCACAAAACCUGCAGACAAUUCCAGUACAUCUACAUACUCCUCCACACAGCCUUGUCCCCAGAAACCACCCGUUCCAACCAAUAUGCCAGAGAACACUAUUCCAAACAAGGUAUCUCAGGCUACUAAGCAGGCAUCAGCUGAUAUUGCUCCGUCACUACCAGUGGCCACUAGAGUUGAAGAAGCAAAGGAGCUCCUUGCAGCUAAGCAGGCAAAAUGUUUACAAAAUACUCCCUCUGUGUCUUCUCCACUUACAGUGACUCAAUUAUCAGCUACCUCUAAGGAUCAAGAAAUCUCCCAAACUCAGGUUGUGCCUGAAAUCAUCACAAUCACUACAAAAACUGAUACCACUAAGGCUGCUGCUAAUAACCUUAAUGCUGCAAGUAUAACUAAGCCAAUGGUGGAAGUUCCUGCACCCAAACCAGCAAAAAACAUUCAAUCCAUCUGUGCUCGCAAUCCUAUUGUGUGCUCCCAACGUCAUGUUGCACCCAUCGCUCUUCAGCCUUUCUCCUCCGCUCCAAUUCAGGCCAGAAUUAUGAAGCUGGCAGAGCAGAUGCGUCUGGCUUCUGUUGCAGCACCUAAAGUGAAGAGCCCUACUGCAGAGCUUAUAGAAUCUUUCACUAGUGAAAUUGGUAUUGAGGCUUCUGACCUCACCAGCCUUUUGGAGCAGUUUGAAGAAACUCAGACUAAAGAGGAGCAGAAUGUGCCAGAGGUCUGUGGUAGAGCAGCUGCUGUAGGAAACUCCAGUGUGGAGCAGCACACACUCAAAAAACCUUGCAGUCCUGAUCUGGGCAGCACAGCAGGUCUUACUCCACCAGCCACACCUCCUCACCAGAUGUGGAAGCCCUUGGCACCAGUUGCAUUAUUAGGAAAACCAAACAAGUCAGAAAUACUCAAAUCAAUUCCAUCUAAGGCAAUUCAAAUAGAGCCAUUGCCUUUGCCUACAAGCAAGCUACCAUGCAAGCCCAAGACUUCUGUUACUCUUGGACAGAUCCAGCCUUUUUCUCUAGACCAUGAUUACUGUCUCAUUUCGAAGGAACCUUCCCAGAAUAGCCUUGGCAAUCUCUGUUCGACAAAGCAACAACCAAGCAUCAUCACAAAGUCUGAGUUGCACUCUGCAAACAGCAAGGCAUUUGCAGACACUGGAUCUAAACUUUGUUUUAACACCAAUACUAAAAUUAGCUUUCAGGAAAAUGGCAACUCUGAAAAUCUUAAAUGUGAGGGUCAGUCUGAGAGCAAGGCCAUGACCACUGCAGGCAUUGUAACUCCAGAUGCUUCUCCAGAUCGACUGGAUUCUGAAAGAUAUCAAGAAUCUUCCGAACGUUCUUCUAGUCCAUGCCACCAGAAAAGAGGCCGUACACAGAGAAAAUACAGAACACGGAUACCCAGCAGGUCUAGAUCCACAUCAAGCAGUUCUGGGUCAUCCGGAUCGCGCUCGCCACCUAGGAAAAGGUUCUCUUUACAAAGAUGUAGGUCUCGAAGCACCUCAAGAUCUCCUUCAAGAUAUUCAGCCCAUUCCCGAUCCUCAUCUCCUCGCAAGCGAAGAUACUCAUAUUCUAGCUCCAGCUCUGAUUCUUGGAGCCGCAGCCGUUCUCGGUCACGCUCUCGAUCACGUUCUCGAACCCCCUCGCGCAGGUCUCACCAAUGGGACACUCGUCACAGCCCUAAUCACAGAUAUAACUACAGCUAUGAUUUAAAACAUCAUAAUGAGGAAGUAAGAAGACAAAAGGAGAAGGCAAUUGAGGAGCGCAGAGUAGUUUAUAUUGGACGCAUUCAUGGAAGCAUGACCCGGAAGGAGCUGAAGGAGCGCUUCUCAUAUUUUGGGGAGAUUGAGGAAUGCACUGUACACUUUAGAGAGCAUGGAGAUAACUAUGGUUUUGUCACCUACUACAACAAAAAGAAUGCAUUUACUGCUAUUGAGAACGGAAGCAAGCUUCGACAGCCGAAUGAACUUCCGUUUGACCUGUGUUUUGGAGGCAGGAGACAGUUUUGUGGGGCUAGUUAUGCUGAUCUGGAUUCAAAUCGUGACUUCGAUCCAGCCCCUGUGAAAGGCAGGGUUAAUGCACUAGACUUUGACACUUUACUUAAGCAAGCUCAGAGAAACUUGAAAAGGUAACACUUAAGGAAAAGAGGAAGAUGGAAAUCGUGUCAUGUAUUACCUCAGUGCUAUGCACAGACCUUCCAAGUGCUGCCAUUUAGUUAGUCAUUCGUUUCUUAUUUGUUUUUGUUUUUUUCUUUCUGCAAGUUUACACCUUCUAUUGAAGUGAAGAUUUGUAUGAAAAAUUAAAAGAGAAAAAAAAACUGAAUAACAUAAAACUAUGUAAUGAAAAGUCAUGAUUUUAAACAAAAAAUGAAUUUAUUUAAAUGCUUAAACAAAAAAUGUUGGAUGUAUUUUAUGAAUUAAGUUGAACAGGGAAAAUGCUGAGGGGAUGGAUUUACAACGCUGAAAAUGCAGCUCAGUCCAAAUAAACCCUACAAUAAACCAUACAAUACCUUG